GCGGAGGAGGCGACAAUGAAGGACACGAGGCUCACGUUCAGGCGUAGACACUCUUACAACACUAAGAGCAACAAGACCCGUGUCGUCAAGACUCCCGGGGGCAGGCUCAACAUCUUGUAUGUGAAGAAACCCGCCUCUGUCCCCAAGUGCGGAGACUGCGGAUGCGUUCUCCGCGGCCUCAAGGCUCUCCGUCCUUGCGAGCUCAAGUCAACUACUAAGCGUAUGAAGAGAGUUUCUCGUGCAUAUGGUGGAGCAAGAUGCGGAACUUGCGUUCGUCAGCGCAUCAUCCGUGCAUUCUUGAUUGAGGAACAGAAGAUCGUGAAGCGCGUUCUCAGCGAUCAGCAGAAGAAGGGAGGAAAGGCCUCUUCAUAAUUUAGAGUGGAAUAUUGAAUCAGGAAAUAAUCCAAG
This is a messenger RNA of Guillardia theta CCMP2712, 408 nucleotides long. It is a transcript of the gene RPL34e, whose product is annotated as large subunit ribosomal protein L34e, cytoplasmic. The record is from RefSeq and is a predicted model, not a curated record. Gene Ontology annotation, cellular component: ribosome. Bases 16 to 372 code for a protein of 118 amino acids. Lineage: Eukaryota; Cryptophyceae; Pyrenomonadales; Geminigeraceae. The transcript is spliced from 4 exons. Gene Ontology annotation, biological process: translation. Gene Ontology annotation, molecular function: structural constituent of ribosome.